GAGCGUGAUAACCAACUACACCACAUGCCCUUGUGAAGGAAGGCAAUUAUUAUAAUCACUCUAGGAUUUUGCCUAAUCCCGCAUUCAUCAGCCAAAGUUGAACGAACUCGUCAAGUUACAGUAACUGCGACGGGUACAGUAGUACACUGUACAGUAUUCGUCAAGACGAAGCUUACUCCCUCCAUUUGUGAUUUCGCGACCUACUUAUCUGAGUCUUUCAUCCAAAACAUGAUAAUCCUUUCCUUGUUGCUCGGUGUCUUGGCCUUGCUGGUGCUACCUCGCCCUGUGGUUUCUGUACCUACUCUACUUUCAGCGCCGCAUCCUCGCCCACUUGUUCUUUGGCAUGGCCUAGGUGACUCUUAUGGCUCACCAGGGAUGCUUGAAUUUAUCCAGCUGGUCAAGGACAUGCAUCCAGGCCUUUUUGUGCACUCAGUUUACAUCGAGGAAAACCUGAAAGAGGACCAGAAGGCAGGAUGGUUCGGAAAUGUCAAUGAGCAGGUCGCUAAUGUUUCCAUCCAACUCGCCGAGAUUCCUGAGCUCAGCAAUGGCUUCGAUGCUCUGGGCUUUUCCCAAGGUGGACAAUUUCUCCGUGCUUACAUUGAGAGAUAUAACUCCCCUCCAGUACACAAUCUUAUUACGUUCGGCUCCCAGCACAUGGGCGUUUCAGACCUCCCACUCUGUCGCCCUUGGGACGUCUUCUGUCACCUUGCCCGGAGAGCCGCUCGUGGCGGCGUGUAUACUGAAUGGGCCCAAGAAAACCUAGUGCAAGCUCAAUACUUCCGCGAUGCAGAUCAAAUUCCGCUAUACCUAACUUCUAAUCGGUUCCUGGCGGUCAUUAACAACGAAGUUGACGAUUCCGUCAACACUACGUAUGCAAACAAUCUCGCUUCACUGAACAAACUGGUUCUCGUGCUAUUUUCUCAGGACAAGACAGUUGUACCGAAGGAAAGCAGCUGGUUCGGAUCUUACGCUCCUCCCGAGGAAGACUCCUCGUUACCCUGGCAAGAAAAGACAAUCAUUCCAAUGCGUCUACAGCCUAUAUACCUCGAUAAUCGCAUCGGUCUGAAAACUCUUGACGAGCGAGGAGAUGUUGUCCUCGAGACCUGCGACGGCGAGCACAUGCAAUUGGCUACAGAAUGCUGGGAGCCCAUAGUCAAGAAGUUCGUGGGUGGAUUGGUUGAGAAACAAUCCCUCGAUUCCUCCAAUUCGCAGACGUUCCUCCAUGCAUGAUCAAUUGUUGAUUACGCCAGCUCAUAUACGCUACGUUUGGUAUACCCGUCCUAUUUUUGGUCAUGAUAUACCACACGGACUUGUAAUAUAUAUCUAUUACGCGCCAUGGGCACUCCUAUAAUUAUACAACAGAUAACC
Somion occarium is the source of this 1368-nucleotide messenger RNA. NCBI's taxonomy places the organism in Eukaryota, Fungi, Basidiomycota, Agaricomycetes, Polyporales, Cerrenaceae. The record is from the annotation of a GenBank genome assembly.